GUGUAUGAUUUUGACCAAUGUGCUGCUUAGAUAAGAGCAAUCUGGGUGCGUCACAUUUGACAAGUGUAGGAGUACACGGAUUGUGUCAAGUUUACACAGGUAACCUCAGCGACUAUCUGAGAAUGUCUGGGACCAGGUGCAACCCGCUGCUGGUUCUUGGAUUAGUGGGCUCCUUUAUCGGGUUGGCGUUCUUCAUCGUUGGGCUGGCGACCCCAUGUUGGUUGGUCUCCACAGUCAGCGGCGACGAGUCAUCGCGUGGAUUAUUCCAAGGGUGUCCAAAAUCUGGACUUUGUUUUACAUUUCCUGAAUAUUCAAACCGGGAGAUAGUUGUUCAGGCUCUCGUCAUCACCGCUGCUGUUGUGGCUUUCAUCGCCAACAUCGUCGCCUUGGCUUUCUCAAUCCAGUCCUGUAAAACCACACCGACGGACAAAAAGGCAGCCAUUGCUAGUUUGGUGCUAGCAUUUCUCGCAGGACUUCUUGGCUUCUCUGGGUCACUCUUCUACGCUGUCGGUUUUUACAGCAUCGACACCUUCAACAUUCACCUUUACCUGAAGACACAGCUCAGCUACUCGUUCGGUCUGACCCUGACGGCCUCUCUCGUGAUGCCUUUCUCCGCCUGUUUCUUCCUGACCGGUGCCAUCAACAUGGUCAGUGCCAGCCGGGCCCCUCAAGGUCAGGUCGUGUCAUCCGUCCCGGCCCCCAUGUCUGUGUUGUACACGGGGCAGAAUGCGAUGGUAGCCUACCCGUACCAGCCUAACCAGAUGGUAGCCUAUCCAUACCAGCCUAACCAGAUGGGAUCCCAACCUUACCCGACAACCCAAAUGGGAUCCCAACCUUCUCCGACAACCCAGAUGGGAUCCCAACCUUAUCCGACAACCCAGAUGGGAUCCCAACCUUACCCGACAACCCAGAUGGGAUCCCAGCCGGCCCAGACAACCCAGAUGGGAUCCCAACCUUACCCGACAACCCAGAUGGGAUCCCAACCUUACCCGACAACCCAGAUGGGAGCCCAACCUUAUCCGACAACCCAGAUGGGAUCCCAACCUUACCCGACAACCCAGAUGGGAGCCCAACCUUAUCCGACAACCCAGAUGGGAUCCCAACCUUACCCGACAACCCAGAUGGGAUCCCAGCCGGCCCAGACAACCCAGAUGGGAUCCCAACCUUACCCGACAACCCAGAUGGGAUCCCAACCUUACCCGACAACCCAGAUGGGAGCCCAACCGGCCCAUACAACCCAGAAUGGAGCUCAACCCUUCCAACCAAAGCAGAUGUAUGCACCAUCUCAGUACCCGCCCAACCAGCAAUACGCUCACGGACAAUUCCAGGCCAACCAGCACUACGUUAAUGAACAGCCACCCCCUUACCAACCCAACCUAGCGUCCAUGCCGGCUAAUGCUGCUACCCCCGCUGUAUCUUCACAACGUUUACACGAAUACGAUGAGACUAACGUCUACGAAAAUUAAACAAAUGUAUCCGUAAUUUAUUUUUUGUGAUACACUGAUCGCUGCUGUUUUACAUGAUAAACUAGCAGUCAAGACUAUAAUUUAUACUUCACGAUUCAACACUUUUGUACUUUUUUUGUUUUUACAGAUUCGUCGUUUAUUGAUGGCCUUGUUAUUUAAAAUUUUCUUAAAAUCUUAUUUAAUUUACAUAGCGUAAUCCAAUGGAAGGGAAAUAAUUUAGCGCAUCAUGCUCGGAAGAGAGAUUAAACAGCGUUAUCAGCCUUUUUAGAAGAAAGCGGUAAUUACAGUAGAUUCUAUAAAGUAAAGCUUAAUUUUUGUUAGCUAUAAUAAAAAAUGCUCUUUUUCUAAUUUAGUGCGUCGCUUGUUUUUACAAAUUUGUUUGGGUUAGGCUGAUAGAAAGAAAUCGGUUCAUUAGCAAUGGGUUACAACGAGAUACAGAUUUCACUACAGCCAUACAUAUUUCCAUACAAUCAAACAUUUUGACUUAACAAAUAGCUACAUUUUUGACAUUUUAAAAUAAAUAAAUAAAUGCCCUAUCUUCCGAGAUAACAUAGCUCAAUCUUUGGAAUCACAAUCCUGAGGUGGAACAGCUUCAUUAUUAUUUUUGUGUGUACGAUUUCCUUUAAAAGAAACUACAAUUGUAAUUUUUAUUGUAUUUAUCAUUCAUUUAACCACAACUUCAAUUCCUGUGAAACCUGAAAAUGUUAUCGGUGUAAAACAAAAUGAUAUAUUUUAAAC
Messenger RNA from Physella acuta, 2204 nucleotides. RefSeq names its product adhesive plaque matrix protein. Lineage: Eukaryota; Metazoa; Mollusca; Gastropoda; Physidae. The record is from RefSeq and is a predicted model, not a curated record.